AUGUGUGAUAAGUCAAAAAAGAUACCGGACUAUACAAUAGAAUUCUUGGAUAAGUACAUACCUGAAUGGUUUGAGACGGGAAAAAAAAGUCCUUUGUUCAUUUUCUUCUCGGGUCCACAGGGCUCAGGUAAAAGUUUUACAAGCGUUCAAAUAUAUAAUCAUUUGAUGGAAAAAUACGGGAACGAAAAAUCUAUUGGUUUUGCCUCAAUCGAUGAUUUUUAUUUGACCCAUGAAGACCAAUUUAGGUUGAAUGAGCAAUUCAAGGACAACAAGCUCUUACAAGGACGUGGCUUACCUGGUACUCAUGAUAUGAAGUUGUUGCAAGAAGUGUUGAAUACAAUCCUUAAUAAUGACCAGCAUCCGGAUCAAGAAACCGUCACGUUGCCCAAAUACGAUAAAUCUCAAUUUAAUGGAGAGGGAGAUCGUUGCCUGACUGGUCAAAAAAUCAAACUACCAGUUGAUAUUUUUAUCUUAGAAGGUUGGUUCCUUGGGUUCAAUCCUAUUUUGCAAGGUAUUGAAAACAAUGACCUUCUGACUGGGGACAUGGUUGAUGUUAAUGCCAAGCUUUUCUUUUACAGUGAUUUGUUGUGGCGGAACCCAGAAAUAAAAUCUUUAGGGAUAGUAUUUACUACUGAUGACAUCAACAACGUUUACGGUUGGAGAUUGCAACAGGAGCACGAGUUAAUAUCUAAGGUGGGAAAGGGAAUGACUGAUAAACAGGUACAUGCCUUUGUGGACAGGUACAUGCCAUCCUAUAAACUUUACUUCAACGAUUUUGUCCGAAGCGAAAGUUUAGGUUCAAUAGCUACAUUAACGUUGGGCAUUGACUCUGACAGAGAGGUAUAUUCUACAAAAACCAGAUGUAUCGAAUAA
Molecule: messenger RNA, 873 nt
Organism: Saccharomyces mikatae IFO 1815
Lineage: Eukaryota; Fungi; Ascomycota; Saccharomycetes; Saccharomycetales; Saccharomycetaceae
Gene: TDA10
Product: putative ATP-dependent kinase
Exons: 1
Coding region: 1-873 (290 amino acids)
Source: RefSeq, a predicted model, not a curated record